Mucor velutinosus is the source of this 744-nucleotide messenger RNA. RefSeq names its product ribosome biosynthesis protein nip7 (gene NIP7). The coding region runs from base 1 to 744 and encodes 247 amino acids. The transcript is spliced from 4 exons. Lineage: Eukaryota; Fungi; Mucoromycota; Mucoromycetes; Mucorales; Mucoraceae. The record is from RefSeq and is a predicted model, not a curated record. Gene Ontology annotation, molecular function: hydrolase activity.
AUGCAUAAACCAGCUAUUCUAUACGUGAUACUUACCAUUCUAUGCUGCUUGAGAGCAUUUCAGCUGUAUCUCUCAUCCACACAAGAGCUGAGAUCUGUAGAGGGUCAUUCAUGGCUACCUACCAAAAAAUUAAACUUCACUAGAGAUUCCAACGCUAUUGAUCGUCUCAAAAAUGAUUCUGUUGUGCUCGGUACCGCAUCAGACAACAUGUUUUACUUUGUUCAUGCUACAGACUUACAUUUAUCGAGAUUCCGACCCAAGGGACACACAUACCACUUUUUACAUUUCAUACAAUCCAUCUUGCCUGUUGUCAAACCAGAGUUUGUUGUCGUUACAGGCGAUUUAACGGACGCCAAAGAUAAGAAGAGAAUCACAUCACAGCAAUACAUAGACGAAUGGGAUGUAUAUCAAACAGCCAUCAAGGAAAAAGUAACAGUUGAUUGGUACGACAUGCGAGGAAAUCACGAUUGCUUUGAUUUACCCUCCUGGCAAUCACGGGUGAAUUACUACCGCACACAUGGUCAUAGUGCUGGUCUUAUUGAGCAAGGCAAAGGCGUCUAUUCAUGGCAAGUAAAUCAACCCACAGGCAAAUAUCAGUUUGUUGCCAUUGAUGCAUGUCCCAAGCGCGGGCCAUCUCGACCCUUGAAUUUUUUUGGUUAUCUCACAUCGAAAACCAUGGAUCAGUUGGAGAAUGCUCUGAUAUCAAAGCCUUAUAACCAUACAUUUGUGGCAAGUGUUGCAUAA